Molecule: messenger RNA, 1089 nt
Organism: Mesorhabditis belari
Lineage: Eukaryota; Metazoa; Nematoda; Chromadorea; Rhabditida; Rhabditidae
Source: the annotation of a GenBank genome assembly
AUGCUUGGUCGAUCGCGUCUUUUAAAAGCGAGUAUUCGAUGUUUCUCCGAUCAUCUCACGAAUACUCCAUCAAGUUCUUCACACCCAAAAGUCGUUCUUGCUGGGAUACAACCCACCGGAAGCCCUCAUCUUGGAAACUAUUUCGGUUUCAUUGAACCCUGGCUAGAUAUACAAAAGAAUGAAGCAUCUGACGUGCCCUUAUACUUGAGUAUCGUUGAUCAACAUGCUAUAUCAAUGGGUCCAAUCAUUCCCGCGGAAAAGCUUCGCCUCAACACUCGUAAAAUGGCGGCUUCAUUAAUUGCUUGUGGAAUAGAUCCGAAACGGACAACGCUAUUUCGGCAAAGCGAUGUUCCUGAAAUUUCGCAGAUGAACUGGAUCCUUGGCUCAUUGCAAACACUUGCCCAACUUCAACGUUUACCUCAGUUCAAAGAUAAAUCAACUAAAUUCUCACGUGGGUCGAUUCCAAUCGGAUUACUGAUCUACCCGUUACUUCAAGCUGCCGACGUUUUCACUUUCAAAGGCACUCACGUUCCGGUUGGCGAAGAUCAGUCUCAACAUAUGAAUUUGAUGAAUAACCUUGCCUUUGCCUUUAAUUCCACUUACAAACUGGAAUUUUUUCCUCUUCCGAAACAAAUCACUCGUCAAGCGCACGCCCGGAUACGCAGUUUACGUGACCCGCGGCAGAAAAUGAGCAAAAGCGAUCCUAGUGUUCGUGGGAGAAUUGACGUUGAUGAUUCCGAAGCUGUGGUCAUGGAAAAAUGCAGAAAGGCUAUGUCGGAUACAAUAACGACUGUCUCAUAUGAUAAAUCAAAUCGACCAGCCAUCAGCAACAUGAUUGAGAUAUUAGCGGCCACAACUCGUCGUUCGUUAGAUGAAACUAUUUCCUUGAGUAGCACUUGGACUCACACAGAACUAAAGGACAACUUAACAACUGCGAUUAAUCGACUACUUGGACCGAUCAGAGAAAGAUUAAACUAUUAUGAGCAACGUCCACAAGAGCUUGAGGAGAUCCUAGCCGAAAAUGGCGUAAGAGCUCGAAUGGCUGCCAAGAAAGUACUGUUGGAGACAAGAGAAUUGGUCGGAUUAUGC